CAGGCCGGCGCGGAGCGCACAGCCACCGCCUCCUUGCCUCUCCAAACUCCCAGCCAAGGCGCGCGGUGGCGUCCUCGCGCUCUCGCUCGCGCCCCCGCCCGUCGCCCGCCCAAGCCAGGCAUGAAUGCUGAGACUUGCGUCUCUUACUGCGAGUCGCCGGCUGCUGCCAUGGACGCCUACUACAGCCCGGUGUCGCAGAGCCGGGAGGGCUCGUCGCCUUUUAGGGCAUACCCCGGCGGUGAUAAGUUCAGCACAACUUUCCUGUCGGCUGCCGCCAAAGGGCAGGGAUUCGGGGACGCCAAGAGCCGCGCCCGCUACGGCGCGGGGCAGCAGGACCUGGCGGCACCCCUGGAGAGUGGCGCCGGAGCGCGGGGCUCUUUUAACAAGUUCCAGCCCCAGUCGCCGGCACCGCAGCCGCCGCCGCCGCAGCCGCAGCCGCCGCCGCAGCCACCCGCGCAGCAACCGCAUCUCUACUUGCAGCGAGGCGCCUGCAAGACGCCCCCGGACGGCAGCCUCAAACUCCAGGAAGGCGGCGGCGGCCACAACGCGGCCUUGCAGGUCCCCUGCUACGCCAAAGAGAGCUCCCUGGGUGAGCCAGAGUUGCCGCCCGACUCUGACACCGUGGGGAUGGACAGCAGCUACCUCAGCGUGAAGGAGGCUGGGGUGAAGGGGCCCCAGGACCGGGCCAGCGCCGACCUCCCCAGCCCACUGGAGAAGGCGGACUCCGAGAGCAACAAGGGCAAGAAGCGGCGGAACCGAACGACCUUCACCAGCUACCAGCUGGAGGAGCUGGAGAAAGUCUUCCAGAAGACCCACUACCCCGACGUGUACGCGCGGGAGCAGCUGGCCAUGAGGACCGACCUCACCGAGGCCCGCGUGCAGGUCUGGUUCCAGAACCGGAGGGCCAAGUGGAGGAAGAGGGAGCGUUUUGGGCAGAUGCAGCAGGUUCGAACCCACUUCUCCACGGCCUACGAGCUGCCCCUCCUCACCCGAGCAGAGAACUAUGCCCAGAUUCAGAACCCGUCCUGGAUCAGCAACAACGGGGCUGCCUCACCAGUGCCAGCGUGCGUGGUCCCCUGUGACCCUGUGCCCGCCUGCAUGUCCCCUCACGCUCACCCCCCCGGCUCCGGGGCCAGCGGCGUCACCGACUUCCUGGGUGUCUCUGGGGCUGGCAGCCACGUGGGCCAGACGCACAUGGGCAGCCUGUUUGGAGCCGCGGGCCUCAACCCGGGCCUCAACGGCUACGAGCUCAACGGUGAGCCAGACCGCAAGACGUCGAGCAUCGCGGCCCUCCGCAUGAAGGCCAAGGAGCACAGCGCGGCCAUCUCCUGGGCCACAUGACAGAGCACCCCCGUCCCAUCCCCGUGCCCUCCCCCAUCUCGGGGCACUGGCCACGCCCAUGCUUCCCAGGCCCCCAGCCCCCCAUUCGACUUUCCUCUUAGGAACCUGGCCCGGGGCCGGGGGCCUGACCCUCAGCACUUUCCGCCGCUCCAAGUCUGAGGCCCCGUGGACUGUUGGGAGGGAGGGGGCAGCAGACACUGAGGCCGAGCCCCCUGCUUCCGGCCAGAGGCAGUGGAGGAAGCCAGGCGGCCGAGUUUUGCAGCUUUGCAUCCAUUAUAAGCUGAAGACCCUUUCUCCCCACUCCUGCUCCUCUGCCCUGCCCAGUUUGACCGUUGAGUCGAGGAUAGACUCCCAUGCAGACCCAGCAGUGGCCACAGUGCAGUCAUGUCCGUCCUUCCCUCUGCUGUGUGGUCCCUUGGUCACCAGGCCAAUGACUGUGUCUGAAGAACAGGCUGCCCUGCAGAGGCGGCCUCGGCCUUCCCAUCUCCUUUUCUCUCCCUAAAAGCCCACAGAAUCCCACCCCCUGGACCCAAGGCACCCGCCUUGCCUUCACCCUGGAUGGCGAGGAGUCCCCGUCCUGCUGUCCCCUGUGCUGGGCACACCCGGUGGGAUUGGGCAGAGAGAGAGAGACGAGCUGGAGCUGAAGGAUCCUGCUGCCACCCAGCAACGCUGGCCCCCGAGGAUGCACAGCCGCCCUCGCACCCCGAGACCCUGGAUGUGGGUGAACAGUGCAAGGGAGGAUGCAGACCACCCACGGUACCCAUGAAGCUGGAAGGAAGCUUCUAGGAGCAGGGAGGGCUGCAGGGAGGUGUCCAGGGGAGUGGGGGCAGGGGCUCGUGCACACAGGUCCGCUCUCCGGCCACCUGACAUCCCGCUGCAGGCAGGAUGACGGCGACAGUGGGCAGGUCUGGGUAGCUUUUUCUCCAUCCAUUCGAGCCCCUCCAGGAGGAUCUGGAGGUGCUUGUCCCUCCCCAUGUCCCAUUCUGGUCACUCACUGGGGCUGCUGAGCAGUGUCCUGGUGUGGAAGAACUUACACCUCAGACACACCAGCUAAGCCGGCGGGCACGGUGGCAGAGGACCAAGAGCAGCUGCAGGACCUGCCAGAGGAUGAGUGCACGCUCACUCGGGCUCCAAGUGGCAGGCCAGCCCCUACAUGGCCUUAGGUGGCCCUCAGCGGUCUCCAGCGCCACCCCUGCCCAGGGCCUUCCACUCAGGCGGAGGCUCUGUGUUCCUCUGGCCAUAGGGCAGAGAGCGCCUGCCCUUGCACUUCUGCCCUAGGGGAUGGGAGACCCCAGCCCCUCGCCCUGGCCUCCGGAAGGGCUCGUGGGGCUGAGCUCCUCUGGGUCCCUUGCUCUGUUCCAGACACAGAGGUCAGGAUGCUCUCUGGAAGCAGAUUUCCCCGCCUGCAGGGAGGGGCCUCCUUCUGCAGGGGUGCCACCUCUGCCGAUAUGAGGCCUGCAGCUUGAGUUUAGGCUCCAGGGCCCAGCCGUCACCUAAGCUCGGGGCACAGGGUACCUGUCCUCCAAAGCAGGCCUUUCAGAGCCCUGGGAAGCCCCCUGGCAGGUAGCCCCUGGGGAGAAGGGCCUGCCUUUUCUCCUUUCUACCCCGAUUCUGUCAGUGAGGAGGGCCAGGUCCACCAGGCCCAGAGGCCUGGACACAGGACAGCCUCUUGGGUGGUGGGCAGGGAGGAGUGAGACCCUCCCCCUUGAGCUGCUUAGGUUUUCGGGGACAUCGUGGUCUCCACCUCUGUCUCACGUUCUCAUGUGCUCCAGAAACAAGACUGGGGAAGGAGCUGGUUUUGACUUCCCAUAACAAGAGUCAGACCUCUUUGUGAACCGUAGCUCUAGAGUUGACCUUCUAGAAGCGAAAGGGGUCUUGGAUAUUGAAUUAAAUGUUCUUAGAGGCUUGGCUUUAGUGUUUUGUACAUUUGAGGAUCUUGGACUGACUCUUAGGAAGCCUUUUCCAGUUCUGAGGUUGGCGGAAACAACUCAAACUCCCAGAAUCUAGAAAGAGGAAGGAAGAAAUGGCCUUAGGCUGGAGACAAUCCCCCAGUUCCUCCUUAAAUGCCCUACUGGCUGGGAAGGACAUGAGAGGGACUUUCACCAGGGGUAUGUGCUCCCCUGGGAGAGAAUCAGACAGAGAGAAAGAACUAGGAUAGCCGCAGAGGAGGAGGGAAGGGAGAAGGUGGGCCCUAAGUGGAAUCUUCUGGAAGGGACCCCGGGCAUCAAUUCCUCUCUGUGUCUGCUUUCUGCCUGGGCCAGACCUAAGUCAGGCAACCCAAAGCUUGAGAAGAAAAAGCUUCCGAUAGAAGAAGGCUGUGUGUCUCUGGCUGUCUGUCCCACCAACACAGUCAAGUAUCUAGGAUUAAAAUGUUGGUGUAAAAUGUCCCUAUGCAUCUCCCCACAGGUAGCUUCCCAGCCCCAGGCCUGUCCUCACCCUGUCCCAGCCCUCAAGGGCCUGCCUGACUCUCCGAGAAUCCCAGAAUCGCCCAGUGGGGAGGCAUUAGAAACCCUCUAGUUAGCCCAAUCCCUUCACAGUGGAGAUGACCCUGGCCCCCAGGGGGGGACAUGGCCACCCUGAGCCGUGUUUCACCUGAGGCAGAGCUGAGCGAGGGGCUCUGAUGGCCGGUGCUGCGCAGAGCUCCCCUGGUCAGGAGGCUGGGCCCAGGCCUUCUGCCUUGUCAGCUGCUGGGGCGGGAGGUGCCCCUGCAGCCUCUCCCGUGAUGACUAAGCAAGCUUGGGCGACUCUCUGGGGCUGGCGGCGUCCUCAGGAGUGAGGUUUCAUGAAGGCAGGUGCAGAGGAGAGUGGACCCUCUCUGGGGGUCACUGCUAAGCCAGUAAGCUAAAAGAGGUGGGGUUUUCUUUGCUAUUUGCCUAAGAUCUCAACAGAGAUGGCCACGCAAGCCGGAAGUGAUGGGUGGCUGGCAGGCCCAUGGGCAGCCUUCCCACACUGCCAGCCUCUGAUCCCUGCUGGGAACCAGUCUCGGCAGCCAAGGCCUGACACUACUAAGCUGCUGCUACCACCCUCAGAUGCCCUCACUGCUCCCAGGGCAUGGGAGGAGAGGGCUCUGGGGACACACAGAGAGGCUUGUCCCCAAGUCUUCAACGGCACUUGGAAGACAUGAGCUUUGGAACUUUCCUUGAAUUCGUUCAACUAUACUUGAUUCUCAGCUCUCACCACCAUGCCUCCAGCUUGGGGAAGCAUGGUGGCCAAGUUAGUUCAAAGACACUGCAAGGGGGUGGGGUAGCAAUCGUGAGGUGGGUUCCCAGCGCCCAUGGCUGCAGCCACACUGGGCCCAGUGACAGUGUCCCCUCUGCCCUCAUUCCCGCUGGGUGGACAAGAGGAACUCUUCCAGGAAAAACCACCACAAAUCCCGCUUCCGCAGCCAUUCCCUCUCAGGGCUGGACGCUCUGGGGCUUUGGGUCUGCGUGAUGGCCUGUCAGGUGCCAAAGCAAACAGGCCUAGCGGGAGUGAGGAUGGCUGGCAACCAGGCCCCCAGGGUAAUAAUCCGUGAUCAUGAAAGAGGAAAACGAGAAGACAACAAACACUCAACUUCUCAAAGUCACUGGGAGCCCACGAGACUUCCCUGAGGAUGCUGGAGGGAGGGGAAGGUGUUCCAGUGAACAAAACAUUACCUGCCCUUGCCCCGCCCCUUCUUCCCCUUCACAUACAUACAUAGAGCUAGGCCUUUAUACUACUGAUUUUGAAGGACAGUUUUCAAUGUCUAAUAGUCUGUUUGGUGUGCAGUGGUUGAAAAGAGAGCUGAGUGCUGGAAGGAACAUGAACCUCAAUCAAUACUGACUGUUCUCCUUGUAAGAUACCAUAACCCUGUAUAAAUGCAACUUUUCUUUUAGCUUGAUGGCCUGGGGUGGAAUAUUAAAAAUAUAUAUGAAAAAGACAUUAAAACUUCAGAAAAAUGUAUAAAAAAAUGAGGUCGGUUCCAUAAAAUUUUACUGCCUAUACCACCAUGUAACUACAUUAUAGCAAAAAUAUUAAAAGAAACGUUCUUGCCUUUUAAAGUAAGUUAUUGCACUUACAUCUUUGGGGGAGGGGAGGACUGUUGAUGAGAAGAGGACGUAGGGGCCCAGGCACGGGGCCAAAUGGAGCACUGAUGCCGCUGCGCGCGCCCAGCGCACCGUUGGCUGGGCACAGCCCAAACUGUCUGUUUGGUUGUUGUUUGCAAUAAACUCCUUCUCCUUCCUCCUC
Molecule: messenger RNA, 5547 nt
Organism: Aethalodelphis obliquidens (Pacific white-sided dolphin)
Lineage: Eukaryota; Metazoa; Chordata; Mammalia; Artiodactyla; Delphinidae
Gene: ALX4
Product: ALX homeobox 4
Exons: 4
Coding region: 121-1341 (406 amino acids)
Biological process (GO): regulation of transcription by RNA polymerase II
Molecular function (GO): DNA-binding transcription activator activity, RNA polymerase II-specific; RNA polymerase II transcription regulatory region sequence-specific DNA binding
Source: RefSeq, a predicted model, not a curated record